Molecule: messenger RNA, 1158 nt
Organism: Diospyros lotus (date-plum)
Lineage: Eukaryota; Viridiplantae; Streptophyta; Magnoliopsida; Ericales; Ebenaceae
Exons: 3
Coding region: 1-1158 (385 amino acids)
Source: RefSeq, a predicted model, not a curated record
AUGUCGGAGAGGGCUGUACCUCCCGAGCGAGCUCCAAAGAGAAGGAAGAAUAAGAAACCCUCAACACCUUCUAGGUCGCAAAGACUGGUGGAGGGAGAUCCUCGGACCUUCCAAGAGGCUUCCAAGAGCGACGCCACUGGGGGUUCGGGGGACCCAUCUUCCGAACCCCGAACGCGCAGUAGGAAACCUCCACCGCGCUUGCACCCCCGUCGAUCCCUUAUGAAGAUGAUUCAACAACCAUCGCACAGUUCGGUUUUUAAACGAAUAUUAACGCCAUUAGCACCAACGGGGUGUUCAGAGCUGACGGGGGAGGCUUCGCUGGAAGAGGCUUCGGCGUUAUCAACGAAGGAAAUAUUAGCACGCCGAACGAAACGCCGUAGGACGGAGACCACCUCCCCAGCUGCCACUCCCUCCGAACCUCCGGCUCCUAAAGCCAUCAAUGUUCCCUCAACAACUCUGAUCCUACCGGGGACCCUACGAACCCCGAACGAAACCGACUACUGCACCAAUAUUCUGAGGAACCUUACAGAGUUCCAAGGUUUGGUCUCUCGGCGAGAAUAUGAACUUCACGCCCAGAUCCUUUCCCUGGAGUCCGAGGUCGAAAGGCUCCAAGGGCUUGAGUCCCUCUCCACCCAACUGUCAAGUCUUGAACACCGCGUUCACAUUUUAACCAAGUCUAUUGAGCUGGCACAAGAAGAUGCCAGACUCGCCAACAAAGCCGAAGCUCAAGUGCGCGAGGAUCUAGAGUUAGUCCAGAAAAACAUGCUCGAGGCUAAUCAGGCCAAUUCCCGGCUAGGGGAGGAACUGGACGCCACUAAGGGUGUUAAUAACCAGCUUCAGGAGGAUAUAAAAAGGCUUACUCUAGAGCUUAAGGAGGCCAAGAAGGGACAGGUCGAAGCGCUGGAGUCUUAUUCCUGGUGCAAGGAAGACCUUCGCACUGCUCAUGUCCAACUCCAAUCCGCCCUCAAGGAUGCCCAAGUGGCUUUUCAAAAUGGUCAUGAGGAUUUCCGAAGCUUCGAAGCUUAUGCCGCGGAGCUAGAAGAAGUUCUUUGGGGUGGGCUCGAGCACAUGAAGAAACUCGUCAAAGAGCGCUUCCCAAACCUAGAUGUAGACUCCAUCCCCUUCGAUGUUGUUGCCGCCUUGUCCUCUUUAGAGUAG